Messenger RNA from Adineta steineri, 1170 nucleotides. Lineage: Eukaryota; Metazoa; Rotifera; Eurotatoria; Adinetida; Adinetidae. The record is from the annotation of a GenBank genome assembly.
AUGGAAUGGACUUCAAAUUUUAUAUCAGAAAUUUAUAAAUAUCUUAAAUAUCGUGAUGAUACAAGUAUAGAUCGUCUUAAUCGUUUAUAUACUGUUGCACUUUUAACAGCAUUUGUUACAUUAAUUACUUCACAACAAUAUGUUGUCGGUGGACGUAUUAUUUGUUGGGCACCAAAAGAAUUUACUGAUCCACAUAUAACCUAUGCACAUGAUAUUUGUUGGUUAGGUCAAUCAAAUUAUUAUGUAUCAGAAAAUUAUACUAUAUUAAAUAAUCCAUCAUCUCCAAGAAUGUAUCCAUUUUCAAUCUAUCCAUGGUUUCCAUUAGUUCUUAUUAGUAUGAUAGUAGGUUUUAUUGCACCCUAUUUACUUGUUUGGCAUGGAUUAUCGACAAGAUCAGGUAUUAAUAUAAAUCGAUUAACAAAAUUAAAUAAUCAAGAACAGUUAACUCAUAAUAUACAUUAUAUAUUAUCGAAAAAAUAUUCAAUAAAAAACAAUGGAAAAUAUUAUGUUAUAAGUAUAUAUUUAAUAAUGAAAUUUCUUUACAUUAUUAAUUUAAUAACUCAAAUAUUAUUUAUAAAUAAAAUAUUAAAUGGAUAUUAUUUUCAUAUGAAUUUAAAAGAGAUUUUUCAAAUUUUAUCUGUUAAACAUAAUAUGUGGUCAUCAACAUCAACACCAUAUUUUCCAAUUGAAACAAUGUGUGAUUUUAUGGUUCGAAUGCUAGGACAUAAUAAUAAUUGGUAUACAAUACAAUGUAUUUUACCAUUUAAUUUAUUUACUAAACGAAUAUUUGCUCUAUUAAUCAUAUGGUUUAAUAUUUUAUUAAUUCUAAAUUUAAUUGAUUUUAUUAUUGUUUGGUUAUGGCAUCGAAUAUGGUUAAGUUCACGACGUUAUGAAUAUAUUAUUCGUUUAUUUCAUUUAUAUGAAUUAUAUCUUUAUGAUAAAAGUAAAAGUCAAUCAAUAAUGUUAGCAACUAGCAAUCAAGCUCUUCGUAAAGAAUUUGUUCAAAAAUAUUUAGGACUAGAUGGUUAUCUAUUAUUAAAAUUCUUGCAUUCUAAUUCAACCGAUAUGAAUAUGAGUUAUCUUGUUGCUCAUCUUUUCAAGGAAUUCUUACAAAUGGAACAACGACAACCUAAAAAAUAUACAAAACAUGACAAAAAUACUAAUACAUAA